GAAAUGUCCUUGUGGUUUGAGGGUCCAAUUGCGUAGUUUUACCUGCGCUAGAUGUUCUAGUGAGUAAACUUUGGAGAAUUAGCGGGUUGGCACUUCCUCUAUCAAUAGUGUUUCUCCCCCUCUUGGAAGUAAAACAUCAACAACAUCAACAACACCGCACAACAAAAUACAACCAUCAACGACACAUCCAUCUCAGCUCUCCAACGUUCCAUCAAUAUAUCCACCACAAGAAUUCCACAGAGAAUACCCAUACCACAUACGUCCCAAAACUUCAUAGUAUAUAUCUCUUUUCUUUCCAAUGUCUGAACAUAACAUACACGAGACCGGCAACAGUGCCAACAACCAACAACAACUCCAGCAUACUGGCACCGGACGACGGGAUCAACUUAACCAACUAAAUGAACGACUUGCUACAGCGUACGACUAUAUCCACGCCAACAGUAGAGCACAAGAAUCUUUUGCCAUUCCACCCCCUCCCAGUCAUCAGUCCAAUCGUGGCCCGUUCGACGCCAUUAACAACGCUCUCAAUCGUCAUCGACGAGAAAUGAACGGUAGACACAUGGCUCCAAACAAUGAUCAACACGGAUUUCAAGCAACUCCUGCUAGUGUUAGUCAUCCGCAGUCUCAAAUGUCUGUGUUUGAUACUCAAUACCCAUAUGGAGAAGCUCCCAUCAGUCUCACCGAGUCCUCUCAACUCCCUAUCCAUGAUAUGAUCAAUGGCGAGUACACUGUCAACCCACAAAUGCUUGCUCAAACCCCAAUUGAGGAACUUCUCAUCAGCAACGAUCAACAACUGUCUCAACCUUUCCAUCACGAGCACACUAUCAAUCCACAAAUGCUUGUCAAUGACCAAGUUGACGGAGCUCCCGUCAGCUUCGCUCAGUCCUCUCAGUUACCUGUCCAUCAAAUCAACAAUAGCGAGUACACUGUCAAUCCACAAAUGCUUGCCCACAAUCAAGUUGUGGGAACUCCCAUCGACCAUGGUCAACAAUCUCAGUCUAUUGAUUAUGCAGACGGUGUUGGAUACCUUAACAACCCACAUAUGUUUGCCCAUCUCCAAGCUGAGGGAACUCCUAUCAAUUAUAGCCAGCAAUCGCAACUGACUAUCAAUGGUAAUCAACACCAGGCGUUAGAUUUCUCGCAUGAUUUCGGUGGUCAUCAGCAGUUUCAAAUGUCUACCGACUACACAGACAGUGUUGGAUAUCUUAAUGACCCACAGAUGUUUGCUCAGAACCAAAUUGAGAGAACUCCUAUCAAUCAUGGCCAACAAUCUCAACUGCCUAUCUAUGGUAAUCAACACCAAGCACACGAUUUCUCGCAUAAUUUCGGGCAACAGCAGACUCAAAUCCAGGACCAGCAUGCAAAUGAUAUAGGACAUUCCCUCGGCCAACAAGCAUCUGUUGAUUAUCCAUUUCAAAAUGGUUCAAUCAAUUUUGAUCAGCCAUUAUCAGUCCCAAUUCAUGCCACAAAUAACAACGGACACGAUAUCAGCCAACGAGUACCUGCUCAUUUCCAAGUUGCAGGAACUCUUGCUCAUUCCGGUCAACAACCACCUCAAAUGCCUGUCAAUCAGACAAAUUUUAAUGGUGUUAACAACAACCGACAAUCAAUUCAAGCAAUUACUACUACUCGCAUAUCAUCAUUUGCUAAUCUCUCUGCGGAAGAUCAAAAUGCGGAGUUUAGACACUUCUUUCAACAACGUCUUACACAAGGAGAUACCACACGAAUGGAGUUCGCAACAUUCAAAUCCUGGUAUAUAGGGGAGCAGUUGGAUGGCAAAAGCAAACCGACAUUGGCAUAUGGAGUUGCCCCUCUCCACAAAGCUCUUCGCUUUGCUAGUAAUGUACCAAAGCAUCAGCCUAUGAUACCACCAGAUGAUCAAGAACACAUCCAGCCGUCUACCAUAAUCUAUCAGGGUACAGGGAGAGAAUUGACCACUGGGUUUCAGUAUACGAUGGGCCCUCUACCAACUUUGAAUAAAAAAUCAAUGCGACCAAACAGCGAGCAGUAUCUCCAAAAACCCCGAAAGAGCACCAAAUCGAAUGUACCAGCAAGAAGAGCUUCAAAGGCUGUUGCAUCCGCGGGCCAAUCCCCUUUGCCGGUUUCCUUGCCAUCUAUGGUACAGCCAGUUCUUUCAUCAACCGCAAGAGCUCCAGCUCCAGCUCCUACUCCAUCGGCUGUAGCAACACCAGCUCUUCCAUCAACCGCAAGAGCUCCAGCUCCAGCUCCUAUUUCAUCGGCCGUGGCAAUACCAGCUCUUCCAUCAACUGCAAGAGCUCCAGCUCCAGAUCCUACUCUAUCAGCUGUAGCAAUACCAACUCUUCCAUCAACCGUAAGAACUCCAGCUCCAGUUUCUAAUCCAUCUGCUAUAACAAUACCAGCUCUUCCAUCGACCACAAAAGCUCCAACUCCAACUCCUACUCUAUCGACUAUAACAAUACCAACUCUUCCAUCAACCACAAAAACUCCAACUCCAGAUCCUACUCCAUCAGCUAUAGAAAUACUAGCUUUUCCAUCGACCGUAAAAGCUCCAGCUUCAGCUCCUACUCUAUCGACUAUAACAAUACCAGCUCUUCCAUCAACCACAAGAGCUCAAGCUCCUACUCAAUUGGCUACGGCAAACAGAAGAGAUCAAAGACUACAAAGUGGAAAUCCGCAACAAACGGGGAUCAUAACGAGCGCCAAAGGGAAAGAGGUCUCACGAGAGCAAAGGAAUGAGGCUACUUCAGCAGCCCAGCCAACGAUCAUCCGGGCUGAUCAAAUCCGUAGUCUUGCUGGCAAAUAUACCAUCUCCCUUUCGAAUUUGCCUGAAAUUAUUCAUUAUGACGAGGCUUUUGAGGACGACAUAUUUCACGCAUUAGACGCCGCAAUUUCAGCUAUUGAUACGAAAAUCGCAGAAGGAGCAGGUAAAGCGGAAAUGCCCAGGAAUAAUGAAAGUCGAACUAUGGUGGAAAUGGCCUUACCAGCAAUACUCCAGAAGUCCAUCGCUCGUCUGUCACUGGAAAAUCCGUCGGACGCACGAAAGAGUUUUGAAAACUAUGCAGGAAAUAUUGGCAAUUCCUCGGGAAAUUCGCUGCCAUUCGCUCCAGAAUCGCAAUUCGUCAAAGAAGAAACUAAAGUUGUGGACGGGACAAAGCAGACAGUUCGAUUAGUCAAUGAUGGUGUCCCAGCGUGCGCAACGCAUACGUUCAGGUUGGAUAAAAUCGAGUGUGGUCUCGAUGGAAUAGAGGUGAAGGGAAGUUACUCAAUGUAUACGAAAACGACCUUUACCAACGCAACCACUCCCUUAAAGUAUGCGAUCGGGCUCGAAAUUCAGGUUGCAGAAAUUGGCAAUAACCGCGUUAGAGGCGGCCUACUCAAUUAUGAGAGACCUCUACCAUCGAAUCCUGCAGGGGUGCCUCGUUGGGCGGAUAUUCUCGACCUUUUCAAAUUGCAAGCUGCGGAGUGGGGUUUGAACACCAGGAUUCAGGGUCUACCUACAUCUCAAACGUCAACGUCGACCUCACUAUCGAACAAACAGCAAAAUGACACAAAGAGAAGUGAGGCAAAGGAAAGUGACAUAGAGCAACAGAUGCCGUUUUCGAGACUGGUACAAGGACAAGGAGCAAAAGCUGGGCAGCCGCAGCAGCAAAAAGGUCGUGGAGAUAAGCGCAAGCGCCAACAUCAACCAGAGCUUCAUGCUUCCCCAAUUAUAUCCACGUCCAGCUCCGGGGAUUCCAGUCCUUCAAGCAAUAGCAGCAGUCAAAUCUCUAACGCCACUACUGGUACGAUGAGUGUCUCUCCACGAAAAGUAGCUGAAUUUUCUCGAUUAGCAGACAAUCCACCGCCCCCGAAACGACCAAAAAAUGGAUAUCGAGUGGGAUCGCUAAAGAGAGGAACCAGUAUGAUGGAUGCUUCGUCUUUGAUGGGGCAACCACCCAUGAACAGAAUUUCUCAGAAUGACCACAUGCAUCCUGCACGUUCUCUUUCCGAAAGCGUGCGAUCGCCAAUUGCAACUGCAAAUGCAACUGCAGCUGAAAAUCUCAUGCCUACGCAGGUGACACCUCUAGAUUCUGGAAUGGAUGCAUUUCAGCUUCAUAAGCUGGCAAUGCUACAAUACGUUAACAAUCCCAGACCUUACGAAUACCCUACUUCCGAAUCCCCACAGCCGUCACGCACAUUGUCAACUCGAAGUGACAUACCUACACAGAUACAAGCUCGACUUUUGAGACCACCCACAGAGGCAGAACUCGCUCCUCAUAGAGAGCAAGUGUUAAGCGUCUGGAAGUCAUCUUUUCCAAAAGAAAAGAAAUCCUCAUAAAGUCAACGAAUACACAUGUUCAAUGGCUAGGAUUGACUUGAGCUAGCAUUUUGUAUUUUAAGUAUGUUGUUUUGGGUAUAAUAUGCCGGGGAUACAUGGUUUUGCGAUGUAGCGCCCUGUGACAAAUAUUGAUAGAUUUCGAUUAUGUUCCUAGAAUUUGGUUGGAGGUGGGAACAAGGAAAGAGGAGAGGAGUUUAUGUUAUUGUUGUAGAAGUGGAGUAGUAUCACAAAUUGGAGACUUACAAAUAAAGUUGUAAUUUCACGCCAGUGACA
Botrytis cinerea B05.10 is the source of this 4573-nucleotide messenger RNA. RefSeq lists its product as hypothetical. The transcript has 2 exons. The record is from RefSeq and is a predicted model, not a curated record. NCBI's taxonomy places the organism in Eukaryota, Fungi, Ascomycota, Leotiomycetes, Helotiales, Sclerotiniaceae. The coding region runs from base 299 to 4300 and encodes 1333 amino acids.